AUGGACAUCAAGGGCACGCAGCCCUCUACCUGGGACCAGUACGAUGGCGUGCGGGGCUCGUCGGUGGGCUCGCAGUCCAGCCGCGUGCAGUGGGACGAGCUCGAACGCCGCCCCAGCGAGCAGAGCGCCUCCAACGCAGGCGCCUCUUCAGCGCUCAAUGGCACCUUGCGGCGAAGGAGGUCCUCGGUGUCGCAGCAGUUGCAUACGCUGGUCGAUGCAGGCGGCGUCAACAGCAUCAACAACUUCGCCCGCUCGUGGCAGCGUGCUGCAGGCUUCUUCGAAAUCACCCCCGUGCGCCCGAGCUUUCGCGUAGAGAGCGAAGACGAGGCGGACGAGACACCCACCGCCGAGUUCCCACGCACAGGCUUUGUCCCAAGCUCCCUCGCAGAGCACCGCUCAGCCCUUCGCAAUGCGCUGCAGACACAGGGCCGGCGCACGUCUGAUCAGGCUGUCGUAGACGAAGAGAGCGCCGCAACCGAGAGCUCACGCCUCUUGCCCAAGGACUCCCAGCAGCGGCUACGAGGACGAGACGACAGCAUCUUCAACAUUGAGCCUUCGCUCUCUUCGCCCUUUGGUGGCAGCUAUGGUACGGCCUACGGAAGCUUGUCUUCGCGCGUCAACGAGUCUUCCAUGCGCCAUGCCGGACGCUUGUUCGCUGAGCAGCAGACCAAGGGCGUGCAAGAGCCCGAGCAAGAGCGCGAGCCGCUGCUAGUCAAGCAGGUCGAGGAAGACGGACAAAUCAUCAACGUGGUAGUUGGGCAAUCAACACUUCCGCAGACCAUCUUCAACUCGGUCAACGUUCUAGUCGGUGUGGGGCUGUUAACGCUGCCCCUAGCCCUGAAAUACUCUGGCUGGGUGAUCGGCAUGAUCUUCCUCGCCUGGUCGGCCAUUGUUACCUCGUAUACCGCAAAACUGCUUGCCAAAUGCUUGGAUGUCGACAAUUCACUCAUCACCUUUGCCGAUCUGGCCUAUGUCUCGUUCGGCAACAAGGCCCGCGUUGCUGUCAGCAUACUCUUCUCUCUCGAGCUUCUGGCAGCUUGUGUCGCGCUCGUGGUGCUUUUCGCUGACAGCAUGGAUGCUUUGAUUUCUGGGUAUGGCGUUAUGACCUGGAAGAUUGUCUGCGGUGUCAUUCUGAUCCCCUUGAGCUUCCUUCCUUUGCGCAUGCUCUCGUUCACGUCCAUUUUGGGUGUCAUGUCCUGCUUCGGUAUCACAAUCGCUGUAUGGGCAGACGGCCUCAUCAAGUCCGAAGCCCCUGGCUCUAUCCGUGAGCCUAUGGCCCAGUACCUCUUCCCUGAGAACUGGAUGACAAUCCCUCUGUCUUUCGGCCUACUCAUGUCUCCUUGGGGCGGUCACUCCGUGUUUCCCAACAUCUACCGGGACAUGAGACACCCCUACAAAUACCAUCGCGGAGUCAACAUUACCUACAUCUUUACCUACAUUAUCGAUAUCGGCAUGGCAUGCGCUGGUAUUCUCAUGUUCGGUGAUGGAGUGAGUGAGGAGGUUACGAACAACAUUUUCAAGACUGCUGGCUACCCUCCAGGACUAUCGGUCUUCAUCGCCAUCUGUAUUGCCAUCAUUCCACUCACCAAAGUUCCACUGAACGCGCGUCCCAUCGUUUCCACGCUCGAAGUUCUUUUCGGUCUCGAUACACGCGCAAUGGCUGUCUCGUCUUCCCUGAACGGCAUGUCGGGCCUCAAUCGUGGCCUCUUUAAGGUUUCGCUACGUAUCAUUACAAUCGUUGUCUUCGUGAUCAUCGCGAUUGUAUUCCCGUCGUUCGACCGCAUCAUGGCGCUUCUCGGCAGUGUCGCCUGCUUCUCCAUCUGCAUCGUCCUGCCGCUGGCCUUCCACUUGAAGCUUUUCGGCAAGGAGAUUGGAACGGCAGAGAAGACAUUGAACUGGGUCUUGAUCGUCUUUAGCACAAUCUUGGCCGUUAUUAGCACAGGCUUUGCCUGUGUACCGAAGGAGUUGAUCGGCGCCUAA
Ascochyta rabiei is the source of this 1980-nucleotide messenger RNA. RefSeq lists its product as uncharacterized. The record is from RefSeq and is a predicted model, not a curated record. Gene Ontology annotation, molecular function: amino acid transmembrane transporter activity. Gene Ontology annotation, cellular component: vacuolar membrane. Gene Ontology annotation, biological process: amino acid transmembrane transport. The coding region runs from base 1 to 1980 and encodes 659 amino acids. The transcript is spliced from 2 exons. NCBI's taxonomy places the organism in Eukaryota, Fungi, Ascomycota, Dothideomycetes, Pleosporales, Didymellaceae.